Molecule: messenger RNA, 1077 nt
Organism: Aspergillus thermomutatus
Lineage: Eukaryota; Fungi; Ascomycota; Eurotiomycetes; Eurotiales; Aspergillaceae
Exons: 2
Coding region: 1-1077 (358 amino acids)
Source: RefSeq, a predicted model, not a curated record
AUGGAGCCCGCUCGCUAUGUCAUUGAUCCUGAAGGAGAUGUUCUUCUGGUUAUAAACCAGCCUCCUUCGAGUAGCCAUCCAAGCUGGCUGAAAAAAGAGCCACAAGAUUCGUCUGUCUCCACCGCGACCAGUACCUCGAACAGGAACGAUACUGCUGAUUGUACAUCUAGCGGCGAUGGACUAGGGGGAGUUGAAAUACGCGUCUCAUCGAGACACUUGGUCCUCGCUUCUCGCUUCUUUGAGGAGAAGCUCAGCUCCAAAGACAAGAUACUAAGGUCCGAUGAAAUGGUGCUUGUGGCUAUGGAGGUUGAGGACGUUGACGCCCUGUUGAUUGUGCUGAAUAUGAUGCACUGUCGGACAAGCAAAGUGCCACGACUUGUGGGUCUUCGAGUGCUUUGCAAGAUAGCAGGUCUGGUCUACGAGUACCGUUGCUUUGAAGCCGUGGAGGUUUUCUCGAGUAUUUGGAUAGACAACCUCAAGGAAAGGUUGCCAUGGUGUUUCUCGGAAGAUCUGGUUCGGUGGAUCUUUAUUUCCUGGGUGUUUCAUCACGAGUUGAUCUUCCAGGAGACGACUCUUGUCGCUGUGCGUCAAAGUACCGGGCCAAUCCAGUGCUAUGGUCUCCCGAUUCCACAGCCCUUACUGGGUGAGUUCUUCCCCAUCAGUUCGCAGAAGGCACAAAGUACUGAUUACCAAGUCAUGUUCGGAACAGAUUCCAUUGAACAGAAAAGACGUAAUUGGGUCAACAGCAUCAUUGCUUGGAUCUAUGAAGAAAAAGAGCGGCUUUUGGACGACGGGGAGUGUUGUGAGCUAUGCGAUGCAAUGCAUAUCGGGUGGCUUUCAAAGCAACUGCAUGCUCACAACCUCUAUCCGCCUCCAUCACAUCCAUUCUCUGGGUUAAGUGUGAAAUUUCUGGAAGAUACUCUACGUGUACUCCCUGACCCACCUUGCAAUCAGUUUCAUGCGCACUCCAAAGUUUGCAUCGAGAAGUCCUGUGCUGUUCUCCCAGGCAGGACGGACCUGCUUUGGCAGCUCAUGGAGGAGGAAACUGGCCUAGAAUUGACUGAAUUCUUGGCUUGA